AUGGAUUUUAAUUUGAAAAAAAUUGCAAGCGAUGCUAGUGGGUUUUUUAGUCGAGCGAAACAGUUUACGGAAGAAACGUUUUUGAAAGCAGAAAAAACUGAACUCGAUGCGCAUUUUGAAAAUCUCCUGCAACGAGCGGAUAAAACAGAAGAACAUACAAAACGAUUGUUAUCCGCAUUGGAAAGUUAUUUACAACCAAAUCCAACUAUACGCAUGGAAGAUGUUUUUUAUGAAAAAUUAGAAUUGCGAAAGGAUAAUAAUCGAAUGAAUAAUUUGGAAUAUCUUGGACAAGUUAUGAAUGAAGCAGGAAUCGAAUUUGGUGCUGGUACGCCAUAUGGUAGUGCUUUGCUUAAAGUUUCACAAGCAGAAUUUAAAGUUGGUGCUGCUGAACGUGACUUAAUAAAUAGCUGUGCUAAUAACGCUUUGUUUCCAAUUCGUCGAUUUCUUGAGGGAGACAUGAAAACAAUACAGCGCGAACGUAAAGUAUUAAAUACGAAACGAUUAGAUUUGGAUGCUGCGAAAAGUAGAUUACGCAAAGCAAAAUCAGUGGAGGCUCAAACUAAUGCAGAAGCUGAUCUUCGAGUCGCCCAAGCGGCUUUUGAUAAGCAGGCUGAAAUAACAAAAUUAUUGUUGGAAGGGAUACAAACAGCUCAUAAUAAUCAUUUGAAAUGUAUCCGUGACUUUGUUGAAGCACAAGUGUCGUUCUAUGCUCAAGCGCAUCAGCAUAUGGCCGAUUUACAACGUGAAUUAUCAGGGUAA
Dracunculus medinensis (Guinea worm) is the source of this 759-nucleotide messenger RNA. The record is from the annotation of a GenBank genome assembly. Lineage: Eukaryota; Metazoa; Nematoda; Chromadorea; Rhabditida; Dracunculidae.